AUGUAAAUGGAUAUUCCAAGUAUAUCAUAAACAAGAUUAAGUUCAAAAAAGUUAAGCCAAAGAUUUAGGAUUGAUAAAUAAGGUCAUCCAAUUUUAAGAGGAUUUAAGUUGCAUUCAGUUACAUUUAUUGAUGAUGUUGUUAUAGGAACAUGUGUUCAUAAGACAUUUCUUGUAGAUUGUUGGAAACAUCAUAAUAUAAAUGAUUUUCGUAAAGACUAAUCUAAAUGUUGUGAGAUAAGUUGA
Paramecium sonneborni is the source of this 243-nucleotide messenger RNA. NCBI's taxonomy places the organism in Eukaryota, Ciliophora, Oligohymenophorea, Peniculida, Parameciidae. The record is from the annotation of a GenBank genome assembly.